UAUAGCCCAGGGAAAAUGUCAGAUGUUGUAGCUAUUUGGGACGUUAUUUUAAGUGAUGGAAUCCACAAGAUUGAGUUUGAACAUGGGACCACAUCAGGAAAACGAGUCGUAUAUGUGGAUGGAAAGGAAGAGAUAAGAAAGGAGUGGAUGUUCAAUUUAGUGGGCAAAGAAACCUUCUGCAUUGGAGCUAGAAAAAUCAAAGCCACCAUACGUAUACUUCCUGUCAAAACUUAUGUUUUGAAAUAUAUUCUGGAAAUUGAGGGGAAAAGCUUCAAGAAAUAUGUGGAAAACAGAGCUAAGACCACCAACACCUGGGUACUGCACUUGGAUGGCGAGAACUUUAGAAUUGUUUUGGAGAAAAACACUAUGGAUUUGUGGUGCAACGGUAAAAUAAUAGAAUCGACGGGCGAGUUUGUAGACGAUGGGACUGAAACACACUUCAGAAUUGGGAACCACGAUUGUUACAUAAAAGCCGUGAGCAGCGGGAAGAGAAGAGAAGGGAUCAUCCACACACUCGUUGUGGAUAACAGGGAGAUCCCAGAAGUCUCUCAGUGA
Microtus oregoni (creeping vole) is the source of this 555-nucleotide messenger RNA. Its product is annotated as fas apoptotic inhibitory molecule 1-like. The coding region runs from base 16 to 555 and encodes 179 amino acids. Gene Ontology annotation, biological process: canonical NF-kappaB signal transduction; negative regulation of extrinsic apoptotic signaling pathway via death domain receptors; positive regulation of neurogenesis. The transcript is spliced from 4 exons. NCBI's taxonomy places the organism in Eukaryota, Metazoa, Chordata, Mammalia, Rodentia, Cricetidae. The record is from RefSeq and is a predicted model, not a curated record.